AUGAACCGAACCCCGCGACCCUUGAGAUCCGCCAAUCGCCAUGGUAUCUCGUAUGUCGACGCACUCGCCCACACAGACAACGAAAAUACACCUCCUGUAUUCGACGCGGAAGCCAUUUCCUCCUCGUCAGCAACCUCGAGACGCUCGACGAGCCCUAUCAAGCGCGUAGCAGCAUUACACGAGAUUGGCGGUGGCAUUUUUUUCCGCAACUUGUCAGACAAUGCAGAGGAGCUCGAAAACGAGGGUCGACAACUGUCGUGGGAUCUAGAUGACUCGGCAUCCGGCCUCAAGACGAUCCCAAGGUCCCUUGAGUUUUCUUGCAUCAAGGCGGUUGUUCGGGAGUCGAGAAGGUGCGAUGAGGAGUGUGAACCCGAGGCGGAGUGGAAUGGCGCAGUACAUGGUUUGAUCCUGCGAAUUGUCUUCGGUGGCAACGACAGCUCUGUAGGAUACCGCUGCAUGACGUCCGAUAAGAUCGACUCUCGAUGGCUUCCGAGACACUCAGCUGGCUUCUUCAGCUCCCGCAUGAUCGACUAUGGCAUCUACCUAGAAGACGGUGAACAGAGCCAGAAACCCUCAGGGACCCUUCAGGAGAGACUGAACAGGCACGCCAUCGCGCCGUCCGUCAACCACAUCAACAGGCUUGGCCUGCGCAGCAAACCAAUUGCGCUGCGCAGAUUGAACGCCUGA
Molecule: messenger RNA, 687 nt
Organism: Hirsutella rhossiliensis
Lineage: Eukaryota; Fungi; Ascomycota; Sordariomycetes; Hypocreales; Ophiocordycipitaceae
Exons: 4
Coding region: 1-687 (228 amino acids)
Source: RefSeq, a predicted model, not a curated record